Funneliformis caledonium is the source of this 192-nucleotide messenger RNA. The record is from the annotation of a GenBank genome assembly. NCBI's taxonomy places the organism in Eukaryota, Fungi, Glomeromycota, Glomeromycetes, Glomerales, Glomeraceae.
AUGGCAACUUUGUAUAAUGAUACUGAUUCGGAUUCGUAUAGGGUUAGAAGAUGUUUGACAAGUACUACCACAACUCAAAGUAAUGCUGUUUCAAAAGCUCUCGUCCGAAUGCCUGAUGAGGAAUCCAAUGAACUGAAAAAAUUUCGAAAACUUUGGUGGGAUCAAGGAAACCUUUAUCCAAAGGCGGACUGA